AUGUUGUUGCUUUACAACAAGCAGAAGAAAACACACAAGAAAUCCAAGAUUGAUAAUAGGUUCCUCGUUAGCAUCACUUUCUUAGGAAGUGCAGGACCGAUUCGUUUCCUUGUGAAAGAAGAUGAAACUGUAGCAAACGUGAUUGAUUAUGCUUUGAAAUGCUAUGCUCGUGAAGGAAGGCUUCCACUUCUCGGCUCUGAUUCCAGCUUUUUCCUACUUUACUGUCCUUACUCUGCCCCUGAAGCAUUCAAUCCAUGGGGGAAAAUAGGGUCGACCGGAUCGAGGAACUUUGUUCUGUCUAAGAAAUCAGAAGCUGAUCAAAGCCUUGGUGGAGGAUCUUCUGUGGAGUCAACAACAACAAUCCGGAAGAUCUCUGGGAAGUGGAAGGCUUGGCUCAACAAGUAUCUAGGCCUUAUUGUUCCUUCUCAUUAG
Arabis nemorensis is the source of this 432-nucleotide messenger RNA. NCBI's taxonomy places the organism in Eukaryota, Viridiplantae, Streptophyta, Magnoliopsida, Brassicales, Brassicaceae. The record is from the annotation of a GenBank genome assembly.